This is a messenger RNA of Macrosteles quadrilineatus (aster leafhopper), 712 nucleotides long. RefSeq lists its product as uncharacterized. NCBI's taxonomy places the organism in Eukaryota, Metazoa, Arthropoda, Insecta, Hemiptera, Cicadellidae. The transcript has 2 exons. The record is from RefSeq and is a predicted model, not a curated record. Bases 21 to 689 code for a protein of 222 amino acids.
AAAAUUAAUUUCAAACAAAAAUGAACCCUUUAGGUAAUUGCUCAAAAUUGUUAAGAAGUUUGUCUAGACAAAAUUUUCAGGUGUUGAGAAGAUGUUUUGUAGAUAAACACGGAGACGAAGACAUAAAAUGGCAGUGGUCAGUGAGGGAAUCGCCCUGUCAGGAAUGCCACAAGUACGAGAAAAAAGGAUGGCUCAAGUUCUGGGGGAAAAAACAAACGGAAGAGUUAACAAAUCGUCAUAUAGAAAGAGUGCGCAAACCAAAGAUUUGGGAGUGGGAAUAUUACGAUUAUUUACUCCCACAAUGUAAGGAAAAACUAGCAGAAGAAAAGUUAGAAUACAAAACUCCUAGCACGAUUCCUUGCGGAGGACUUGGGACAAAAGAAUGCCAAGGCAAACAGAUACUCAUUCACUUAGAAGAUGAACACCGUUUCAAACAACAGUGCCAUGAGAAGUUUAAGUUUGAACUGAAGGAUUCGUUCGGUCUCAAGGAAGUUUGUGGGAAACUGAACGAUCUUAAAGGCGUAGAGGUUUCACAAUCAGAGGAAAAAGAGAAAGAGGACUUUUGUUGCUUGAACAACUUGAUUGACGAAAACAAAGAAAAGCAAGAAGAGGAAAGUAAAAACUCGCAAUGUGAUUACGAAAACAAAGAUAAGCAAGAAAAGAAAAGUAAAAACUCCCAAUGUGAUUAGAUUUAGAUUCCCAGAAUACAAGG